This is a messenger RNA of Lampris incognitus (smalleye Pacific opah), 1965 nucleotides long. RefSeq names its product ATP-binding cassette, sub-family G (WHITE), member 5 (gene abcg5). The coding region runs from base 1 to 1965 and encodes 654 amino acids. Gene Ontology annotation, molecular function: ATP hydrolysis activity; ATP binding; ABC-type transporter activity. Gene Ontology annotation, biological process: cholesterol homeostasis. The transcript is spliced from 14 exons. Lineage: Eukaryota; Metazoa; Chordata; Actinopteri; Lampriformes; Lampridae. Gene Ontology annotation, cellular component: plasma membrane. The record is from RefSeq and is a predicted model, not a curated record.
AUGAAGGGAACAUACAAGAUGCAGGCUACAGAGAACGGGGUAUUGAGAGAGUCUUUUAAGUUUGUUGAGGAGGAGAAGAGUGACGCCCGCAUUCAAGGCGGGGAGGCGCAGCCGCUGCCCUCCUGUUGCCUCAGUGUCAACAAGGUGUCCUACACAGUCAGUGAGCGUGUUGGUCCUUGGUGGGACUUGCCCUCCUACAGGAAGAGAUGGACCCGUCAGAUCCUCAACGAGGUCUCCUUCCAUGUCGGCAGUGGGCAGAUCAUGGGAAUACUAGGCAACUCAGGCUCUGGGAAGACCACUCUCCUGGAUGCCAUCUCAGGGAGGAUUGGAAACUCAGGUACACUCCAUGGAGAGGUCUUCAUAAAUGGCAGGAAGCUGAAGAGAGAGAAAUACCAGGACUGCUUCUCCUACGUUCUGCAGAGCGAUAACCUGUUGAGCCAUUUGACUGUUGAGGAGACUCUGACCUACACAGCUCAGCUGGCCCUGCGGAAGCACUCAGCCGUAGGCAUCAAGAAGAAGGUGUCAGCAGUGAUGGCAGAGCUGAGUCUUAGUCAUGUGGCCCAAAGUGUUAUUGGAGGCCGUGUUUUCCCAGGGAUCUCUGGGGGUGAGAGGAGGAGGGUCUCCAUCGCCAGCCAGCUCCUUCAAGACCCCAAAGUAAUCCUAUUGGAUGAGCCAACCACGGGGCUGGACAGCAUGACAGCCAACCAGAUUGUGGUCCUGCUCGCCGAGCUGGCCAAGAGGGACCGCAUCGUUGUGGUGACCAUACACCAACCACGUUCCGAACUCUUCAGGGUGUUCAGUCGGAUAGCCAUAAUGAGUCGUGGCGAGCUGGUGUUCUGCGGGCAGCCAGAGGAGAUGGUAGACUUCUUCAGCCAGUGUGGAUACGAGUGUCCAGAGUACUGCAACCCCUUUGACAUCUAUGUGGACUUCACCUCGGUGGACACACGCAACAGUGAAAGGGAGGCGGCCACGUUCAGCCGCAUGCACGACAUCACCUCAUCCUACCAAGCGUCUGCUAUCUACCAGAACAUGCUGGGAAAGAUGAAGCAGAGCCUGCGGCGGGCAAACAAACCAGCCAUUCCCUUUAAGAGCAAAGAGUCACCCGGUGGUGCUGCUAAACUCGGGGUUCUUCUCAGGCGGACAAUGCGGAACCUCUCCAGGGACAGGAUGGGCGUUUUGAUGAGACUGUCCCAAAACUUAAUCUACGGGCUCUUCGUCGCCUUUUUCGUCAUGCAUUUAGACAAUGAUGUCACCAAAGGAGCCGUGCAGGACCGCAUUGGGAUCAUCUACCAGUCAGUGGGGGCCUCGCCCUACACUGGCAUGCUCAACGCUGUGGCUCUCUUCCCAGCUUUGCGGGCAAUCGGGGAUCAGGAGAGUCAGGAUGGACUGUACAGUAAAUGGCAGAUGUUCCUGGCCUACAUCUUCCACAUCCUGCCCUUCAGCAUCAUCAGUGUCUUCAUCUUCAGUUCCUUCCUGUACUGGACUGUGGGAAUGCAUCCAGACAGUAUGCGCUUCUUGUGUUUCUCUGCUGUGGUCCUGGUUCCUCAUAUAAUAGGGGAGGUUCUUACUGUGGUGCUACUUGGGGUGGUCCAGGACCCAAACAUGGUCAACAGUGGUGUGGCUCUGCUCAAUAUCGCUGGUAUCCUGGUGGGCUCAGGCUUCCUGAGAAGUACCCAGCAGAUGCCAGUGGUCUUCCAGUGGCUCAGCUACCUUACUUUCCAGAAAUACAGCUGUGAACUGCUUAUUGUCACAGAGUUUCAUGGACUCAACUUCACAUGCAGUGACACAAGCCAUAUGACGGGGUCCUGUCUGAUCACUCAGGGCAGUCAGAUCAUUGACGAGGGAUACGCUGGCGCCCUGUCCCGAUACACACUAGAUUUUAUGCUCCUUUACUCCUUCCUCCCUGCCCUCCUUCUUCUGGGUGUAGUCAGCUUUAAGAUCAGAGACCACCUCGGACGUCACUGA